AUGUUCCCCUUUGUUUUCAUCUACUCUGGAAUUUUUUUCUACCCGUUAUUUUGUUAUUAUAUAUUUAAAUAUCCGUUGAUCGAGCUUUGUCUUUCCUCAAUUUCACAUUUUCCUAAAUUUAUUUCUCAAUCGUGGUGUGUUUCAUUAAUACCCUGCAUAACGGGACUUUUAAUGUAA
Messenger RNA from Spirodela intermedia, 177 nucleotides. NCBI's taxonomy places the organism in Eukaryota, Viridiplantae, Streptophyta, Magnoliopsida, Alismatales, Araceae. The record is from the annotation of a GenBank genome assembly.